AUGUCCUACAAUCAUCAGCAGUCAGACUCCAUCUCCAACGCCAUGUAUCCCGCCGAUUCUUCCUACACACCAGGCGGCGGCGCUCAAAACCGCCAAUCCACAAACUCCCUCGCCAAUGCCCUGUAUCCCGUCGACUCCGGAUACACACCCGGCGGCCAAAAUCACCACCCAUCAGACUCCCUCGCCAAUGCCGCCUACCCCCAAGACUCUGCCUACCGCCCCGCUGCCCCGACAUCCCACCCAGACGACAAGCUCGCCAUGCCUCAAGCACGCUACUCCCAGUCUUACAACACCGCAGCCAUGACAGGGCCCGGGGCUGCCAGUCGCCAAGCUCCCACAACAGCAUACCCUCAGUACCCGCCCGCCACACAACAACCACAGGCCUGGACCCCGACGCACGAUCCGUACUCCCCUGCCGUGACCCCGUGGAGCCCCGAUGGCAUGUCCGCCGCGAACCCGAACCUGCCGCCACCGCCGCCGUACGACCCCUCGAGGCCCGGGACAGGAGCGACUGGCACAACUUCGCCGCAAGUCCAGCAACAACAACAGCAGCAAGCACCAGCACCCGCAGCACCGCACAUUGCAGACCCAGAAGGACAAGAUGGACAGCAGCCGAGGGCGUACUUGCAAUCAAUGACGGGUGGCAUGCCUGCUUACGGUAACAGCCCGGGCGGUCUGGGGCCGGUUGCCAAGGCGCGCAAGAAGAAGAAGCAGAAGCUCGCCAUCCUCGCCGCAGUUCUCUGUGCCAUAUUGCUGCUCCUGAUCGGUUUGAUUGUGGGCGUGUUGGUUGGCAUCGUCAAUCGCAAGGAUGACAAGCCACCCCCACCAGGACCGACCGGGCCCAGGAUGAUGUAA
Molecule: messenger RNA, 855 nt
Organism: Colletotrichum chrysophilum
Lineage: Eukaryota; Fungi; Ascomycota; Sordariomycetes; Glomerellales; Glomerellaceae
Exons: 2
Coding region: 1-855 (284 amino acids)
Source: RefSeq, a predicted model, not a curated record